This is a messenger RNA of Cottoperca gobio, 1490 nucleotides long. RefSeq names its product annexin A5b (gene anxa5b). The record is from RefSeq and is a predicted model, not a curated record. Bases 183 to 1136 code for a protein of 317 amino acids. NCBI's taxonomy places the organism in Eukaryota, Metazoa, Chordata, Actinopteri, Perciformes, Bovichtidae. Gene Ontology annotation, cellular component: plasma membrane; nucleus; cytoplasm. Gene Ontology annotation, biological process: negative regulation of coagulation. Gene Ontology annotation, molecular function: calcium-dependent phospholipid binding; calcium ion binding; phosphatidylserine binding. The transcript has 13 exons.
CCGGGGAGUGGCUCUCACACACGCGAGCCCAAACAUUCACGCGCGCAGAGUUUAUCCGAGUGGAUAUCUGCCGUCAGCUCUUCCUGUCUUCUCUCUCUGCCGGAUCAGCUCACCGAGCUUCACCUAACGGCUGCUUUAGGCGAAUUUCUUGUUCCGCUGAAUAAACCUCCGAGACUGACAAAAUGGCCACCAGAGGAUCUGUUAAAGCCAGUAAAAACUUCAAUGCCACUACAGAUGCUGAGGUCCUGUACAAGGCCAUGAAGGGGCUAGGGACCAAUGAGGAUGCCAUCCUGGAGCUAUUGGUGGGGCGCAACAACGUCCAGAGGCAGGACAUCAAGAUCGCCUUCAAAACUCUGUUUGGAACGGAUCUGGUGGAUAAACUGAAGGGAGAGCUGGGGGGCAAAUUUGAGACCCUGAUCGUGGGUCUGAUGACCGCACCCCUCGCUUAUGAUGUGUCAAUGCUCCGCAACGCCAUCAAGGGGGCAGGAACAGACGAGAAGGUCCUGGUGGAGAUCCUCGCCUCCAGAACGCCUCAGCAGGUCAAGGACAUCGUCAGUGCUUAUAGAAAAGAGUACGAUGACGACCUGGAGGAGGAUAUAUCCGGUGACACUUCAGGACACUUCAAGAGACUUCUGGUGAUUCUGCUGCAGGGGAACAAGCAGACUGGGAUCCAGCAGGAAACCGUUGACAGUGAUGCUGAGGUCCUCUUCAAGGCAGGAGAGCAGAAGUUUGGCACUGAUGAACAGACGUUUGUCACCAUCCUGGGAAACCGCAGUGCAGAACAUCUUAGGAAAGUAUUUGAUGCCUACAUGAAGCUGUCAGGAUACGAGAUGGAGGAGAGCAUCAAGAAGGAAACAUCUGGAGGCCUGAGAGAUCUUCUUCUGGCCGUCGUGAAGUGUGCCAGGAGCGUUCCAGCCUAUUUUGCUGAAACGCUGUACUAUGCAAUGAAGGGUUUAGGGACUGAUGAUAACACCCUGAUCAGAGCGAUGGUGACUCGCAGUGAGGUGGACUUGUUGGACAUCAGAACUGAGUUCAGGAAGCUGUUUGCCUGCUCUCUGCAUUCCAUGAUCAAGGGAGAUACCGGCGGCGACUACGGAAAAGCUUUACUGUUGCUCUGUGGUGGAGAUGAUGCGUAACUGUGGAAACGGUCAAUGAAACAGGAAGUACACCUGAAGUGUCUCGUGUCUAAGGCGGCCUUUGGGCCGUCAGAUCCCAACAAGAAGUUAACACAAAGUCAGCGUCACGUUCUUGUGUGUGCGUGUGAGAGACGGUCCAAUCAGGCCUUUUUAUACUAUGACUCCAAAUAAUGUGUUUUAAAGGUAGCUAACAUUUUUUUCAUGUCCACAUUAAUUAAUGCAGCUUUUGGCCGACUAACAUCUUCACUAUGACCAAUAUUAUUCAUUUGUAAUGCGAAAGUAUCAGACUACAGUUUGCACUUUGUUUGUCAGAAAACAGUAUAUAUGCAAUAAUAAACAUUUCAACUGAUGAAG